Molecule: messenger RNA, 810 nt
Organism: Raphanus sativus (radish)
Lineage: Eukaryota; Viridiplantae; Streptophyta; Magnoliopsida; Brassicales; Brassicaceae
Exons: 5
Coding region: 1-810 (269 amino acids)
Source: RefSeq, a predicted model, not a curated record
AUGGAUCUUCCAGAUCCUGAUGGAUACGAUAGUGAGGAAAAUGAUGAUGAACUAGCUCAAUUUGAUUAUGAUGGAAACUCUGAUCAACUUGGAGAACAGGAGUAUGAAUGCAGCAGUGAGGAAAGUGGGUCAGUAUACAAGGAUGAAGGUGAUGCGGAAUGGAAAUGUGAAUAUUGCAACGCUAUCAUGUGGUAUGGUAGUUUGAAACCUCCUGUGAAUGACUAUGCUAAAUUUGGUCAGCUCUAUAUUAUCGACACAGAGAAAGAGGUAGCUAAUCGCGCUGCCAUCUUUGGGAAGUACAAGCGAGUUGAAGAUAAGGCAAACAAAGAGAAGUUGAGGGAGAAAGUAAUUGAGUCUAUAAUUUCCAUGCUUAACGAGGUCAAUCCAUAUGUCCAACAAUUCAGAUCAGCAAGGGAUAUGUUUGAUACUAAUCUGGACCAAACAUUUCAUAUGCGCAUUGUUAGUAGUCAAGAGAAGGAUGGAAGGACAUAUGACACUCCUAUUGCAUCUGAAGUUACUGCCUUGAUUUCAGUAGAUUUCAGUUUGGACAUGGAUAAAAGAGAUAUUGUGUUGGAAGAAGUACAAAGUGGAUAUCUUAAAAGGAUCAGUGAGAUUCAUCCUGCUUAUCUUGCUCUUCAAUAUCCUCUAAUUUUUAAUUACGGUAAAGAUGGGUUCAGGCUUGGAAUUAUAAAAAGAAGAACCACUGCUACGGAGAGUCUCAAGAGGGAAGCAAUAAGCAUGAGGCAAUGGUAUGCUUAUCGGAUGCAUGAAAGAGAAAACGAGUGUCAUAAUCUACUCCAUUCUAAAUGA